Messenger RNA from Manis javanica (Malayan pangolin), 4171 nucleotides. It is a transcript of the gene ASB15, whose product is annotated as ankyrin repeat and SOCS box containing 15. The record is from RefSeq and is a predicted model, not a curated record. Lineage: Eukaryota; Metazoa; Chordata; Mammalia; Pholidota; Manidae. Gene Ontology annotation, cellular component: cytoplasm. Gene Ontology annotation, biological process: intracellular signal transduction. Gene Ontology annotation, molecular function: protein binding.
UUCUAAUAGGAUGAAUCCUGAUCAUUCUCUCUGGAACCUCCAGUAGAUGAGCUCAUCCUUCAAAUUCUGCAGCCAUUUCAAGUGAUGGAUACCAAUGAUGACCCCGAUGAAGACCACCUUACAAGCUAUGAUAUCCAGCUCAGUAUUGAAGAAUCCAUUGACGCCAGCAAGACUACAUUAUAUUCUGAAAGAUUUGUACCACUAAGUGUUGAAAACAGAAAAAUUGUGGAGGCCAUAAAACAAGGUCACAUUCUUGAACUCCAGGAAUAUGUGAAAUAUAAAUAUGCAUUGGAUGAAGCUGAUGAAAAAGGAUGGUUUCCAUUGCAUGAAGCUGUUGUUCAGCCCAUUCAACAAAUACUUGAAAUUGUCCUGGAUGCAUCCUAUAACACACUUUGGGAGUUCAAAACCUCUGAUGGAGAAACACCCUUGACUUUGGCAGUAAAAGCUAGUCUGGUGGAAAAUGUAAGAACCUUAUUAGAAAAGGGAGUGUGGCCAAACACCAAAAAUGACAAAGGAGAGACGCCCCUUCUGAUUGUGAGAACUUUCAAGAACGACUCUUCUGUAAAAAAGGGCUCUUAUGACAUGGUGUCAGCUCUGCUUAAACACAAUGCCAGCCUUGAUCAGCCCUGUGUCAAGCGAUGGUCAGCAAUGCAUGAAGCAGCCAAACAAGGCCGCCAAGAUAUCAUAGCUCUGCUACUAAAACACGGAGGCAAUGUCCACCUGAGAGAUGGAUUUGGAGUCACACCAUUAGGUGUUGCGGCUGAGCAUGGUCACUGUGACGUGUUGGAGCACUUAAUCCACAAAGGCGGUGACGUGUUUGCCUUGGCAGACGAUGGGGCAUCGGUGCUAUUUGAGGCGGCAGGAGGGGGCAAUCCUGACUGCAUUUCCCUCCUGCUGGAUUAUGGAGGAAGUGGAAACGUACCUAACAGAACAGGGCACCUUCCUAUACACCGCGCUGCCUACGAGGGACAUUACCUUGUACUGAAGUAUCUCAUCCCUGUAACAUCCAAAUAUGCCAUCCAGAAAAGUGGCCUAACACCAAUUCACUCAGCAGCAGAUGGACAGAAUGUACAGUGCCUAGAACUGCUUAUUGAAAAUGGCUUUGAUGUCAAUACCCUGCUUGCUGACCACAUUUCUGAGAGCUAUGACGAUGAGCGGAAGACAGCACUCUAUUUUGCCGUAUGUAAUAAUGAUAUCCAUUGCACAGAAGUCCUUCUGGAUGCAGGUGCAGACCCAAACUUAGAUCCCCUCAACUGUCUACUUGUGGCAGUGAGGGCCAAUAACCAUGAAAUUGUCCGGCUGCUUCUCUCCCAUGGAGCUAAUGUCAAUUGUUAUUUUAUGCAUGUGAAUGACACUCGCUUCCCCAGUGCCAUUCAGUAUGCCCUGAAUGACGAGGUAAUGCUGAGGCUGCUGCUGAAUAAUGGCUAUCAAGUGGAGAUGUGCUUUGACUGCACGCAUGGGGACAUCUUUGGAAAUUCCUUUGUGUGGUCAGAGAUAGAGGAAGAGGUACUGCCAGGAUGGACAUCCUGUGUAAUAAAAGACAACCCGUUCUGUGAGUUUAUUACAGUUCCUUGGAUGAAACACUUGGUGGGCAGCGUUAUUCGUAUAUUAAUAGAUUAUAUGGAUUACAUCCCUCUGUGUGCUAAACUGAAGUCUGCACUAGAAGUACAGAGACAAUGGCCAGAAAUCCGUCAGAUACUAGAGAAUCCUUGCUCAUUAAAGCAUUUGUGCCGGUUAAAAAUUCGAAGACUUAUGGGACUCCAGAGACUCUGCCAACCAGCCUCAAUGAAGAAGCUCCAUCUACCACCACCCAUUCAAAGAUACAUACUAUUUAAAGAGUAUGAUCUCUAUGGACGAGAGCUAAAAUUGCCAUAAUUUAAAAAUAGUAUUUUAAAAUGUGAUUUCUAAAAUAUUUUGAAAUAGGAUUCCUUCAGAGAAUUUCUUGGAACCAUUUUACAUCUUUAAAUGUAUUUAAAUCCAUUAACAAUUUUAUGACUGAAACAGUGUGUUCUUAAGGGAACACCAUAUUUUACAUCUUUAAAGACCUUUACGAAGAACCACUUUCUCAAACUCACAUCUCCAGCCAAUUGCUGGCCCUUUGAGUGAAAAAAGCUCUUUCCUGCCUUCAGAUUCACGCAGGGCAGUCUGGCUCCUGCUCCCUCUGUUAUCCCAGAUCCUUGACAGCUUUCUUGUUGCCAGUCUCAGUGAGCAUUCUGGUCCUUUCAGCUGAUUCCUGCAGCACCUGAACUGCUGCCUGCUGGCUCCUUGAACUGCUGUCUCCCCUGGUCUGCAUGCACCUGCCUCUCGGCUCUCCCCCUACUUCCCUGACCACCCUGCCUCUGCCAGCCCCUUAGGAUGUGCCUUAAGCCCUCUUCUUAUACUGUGUUCUCUGGGGAAUCCAUCCAUGUCUACAAUUUCAAUUUUUAUUUAUAUGCUACUGACUGUAAAAUUUAUAUCCGAAGUUCAGCUCCUUCUCUCAUCUGUUUGAGACCUAUGUAGACAUUUGAACACAAAGGCACCUCAAAUUCAACAUGUCUCAAAAUGAACUCGCCACCUUCCUCCACACAAAGCCUUCUUCUACAUCCUCUACUGAAAGCCAGUUUCCCAAGGCAAAAGCCUGGACAUCAGUCUUGAUCAUCCCAUUUUCCUUACCCAGUAUGACAAGUCACCAAAUCCUUGGUAAGUUUGUCCCUUUAAGUCGUCGUCUUCUACUCAGUUGUAUUGAUUUGGCCCUAAUUCUAGCUGUUACUCCCUUUUCCUGGGAUACUCUAGUGUUUCAUAACUGGCCUUCCUCCCAGCUGCCUUUCCCCAUACAACACACAUUCUACACAUAACAACCCAGAGGGGUCUUUUACAAAUAUAAGGAGAGUUUCACUCCCCUGUUGAAAAUCAUUUCCACUGCUCUUAGAAAAAAGCCCAAAGUUCUCCUGUGGCCAUUCAUGACCUAAUUCCCUGCCUUCCUCCUCAGCCUUAUCUCUUGACUUCUCCUUCUCCUAUCUCCUUCAACCCUAUCAAACACUUUUAGAACUAAAUUUAUUCUUUGAACAGUAAUUCCCAGACUUUUAGAUUUUAUGCACCAGUAGUUUUUGAUUUGCUUAUUUAUAAAAUAGGGUUGUAUAUUUUUAAAAAUACUUCAUCUACUAUCAUUGUCAUUUCAUAAAAGAGGGGCCAUUUUAAUGCCAGAAAAUAAGACGGCCUUAAACUCAAUUAUUAAAAUCGAACAACUUUAGCUUUGAAAGAACAAACUGUCUUCAUCUCUCCACAGAAUGAAAAUUUCAUUCUGGCCCAAGAAGUAUCUGAGGCCCUUAGUUUGGGAGCCACUAUUAGGAUAGGCCGUGCCUUCUCGCACCUCAGGGUCUUUGCAUUUUCUUCUCCCUCUGCCCGGAAUCCUCCUUCCACCUCCUCCCCUUCUCCACCAUUAUCCUUCAGGUCUCAGCUUAGCUGUUGCUUCCCCUGGGGUGGGAUUACCCCACACAGCACAUCUGUGGCUGUGACAUAGGGGCCUGUGUUCUCAUCUGCUGGCCCCGCUAGGCUGUUAGCUCUGUGAGGACAGGGUCCGUGUUUGUUUUGUUUUCCAGUGUUUUCUUAGGUCCAAACACAUUCCCCAGAGCAACAGUUAUUUGUUGAACAUAUGGAAUGAGUGACUGUAAUAUAAGACCCAGACAAAAAUAAUCAGUGACCUCAUCAUUAUAAAAUGAUAGUUUAAAUCUCUGAAUUGGUUAUAUAGCCUUAAUAAGGUAAUUAUGUAUAUUUACUUUUCUAUUUUCAUUUAGAUUUUAAUAAUGUGCUUUUCAUAUGUUUAUUUAUCUUUAGAGUUGCUGUACUCUUUCAAUAGUAAUGCCUCACUGGUUUGUGAAAUUUUCAGAUUGUAUUUAGCUUUAGUUACCUUUGAAAGAUAAAUAAAUACAAAAAAACCCUGUACAGUUAGAGUUAUAGUUUUAAUCUCUUGUUUUCCUCAGAGGAUAUGUUUUUAUAUAAGUUAAAUUGUAAUGUAUUUAAUGCAAACUAUAGUGCUUUGUGUAUAGUAUUUCAUGAUUCCUCUGUUUUUUCAGUUGUGAUUAGAAUCCAUCAUCAACUAUAAAUAUUGCUCCAAAUAAAUAAGACAAUAAUGAGGAUGUAAGUCUGCUAUAUGAUAUUCAGAAAUUAAAUACAUCAAAGCAUUGACACUUUA